This is a messenger RNA of Talpa occidentalis (Iberian mole), 3580 nucleotides long. RefSeq names its product DDHD domain containing 1 (gene DDHD1). The coding region runs from base 32 to 2842 and encodes 936 amino acids. Lineage: Eukaryota; Metazoa; Chordata; Mammalia; Eulipotyphla; Talpidae. Gene Ontology annotation, cellular component: cytoplasm. Gene Ontology annotation, molecular function: glycerophospholipase activity; metal ion binding. The transcript is spliced from 15 exons. The record is from RefSeq and is a predicted model, not a curated record.
GGGGCCGCACUGCCGGCGCUGUCUCCACACCAUGAAUUACCCCGGCCGCGGUUCCCCGCGGAGCCCGGAGCCUAACGGCCGGGGCGGCAGCGCCGCCUGGGAGCUGGGCUCGGACGCGGAGCCCCCGUUCGGCGGCGGCGUCUGCUGCUUCGAUCACCUGCCCGGCGGGGACCCCGGCGACGGCCAGGUGCCCCUGGCGCUGCUGCGCGGGGAGCCGGGGCUGCACUUGGCGCCGAGCGCCGAGGACCGCGGCCACCCGCUGGCGCUGGACCCCUGCCUCAGUGACGAGAACUAUGACUUCAGCUCGGCCGAGUCGGGGUCCUCGCUGCGCUACUACAGCGAGGGCGAGAGCGGCGGCGCCGGCAGCACCUCGUCGCUGCACCCGGCGCAGCAGCCGCCGCUGGUCGCGUCCAACUCCGGAGGCGGCGGGGCCGCGGGAGGGGGCCCCGGGGAGAGGAAGCGCACCCGGCCGGGGGGCUCCGCCGCCCGGCACCGCUACGAGGUGGUGACGGAGCUGGGCCCGGAGGAGGUGCGCUGGUUCUACAAGGAGGACAAGAAGACCUGGAAGCCCUUCAUCGGCUACGACUCGCUCCGCAUCGAGCUCGCCUUCCGGACCCUGCUGCAGGCCACGGGCGGCCAGCCCCAGGCCGAGGACCCGGACGGCGACCCCGCGGGCGGCCCGGCCUCCCCGGCGGAGGACGAGGAUGAGGACGGCGUCUGCGGCUUCUGCCCGCGCGCGGCGGGGCCGGAGCCCGAGAUGGAGGAGCUGGUGAACGUCGAGCGGGUGUGUGUGCGGGGCGGCCUCUACGAGGUGGACGUGACCCAGGGAGAGUGCUACCCGGUGUACUGGAACCAGGCUGAUAAAAUACCAGUAAUGCGUGGGCAGUGGUUUAUUGAUGGUACUUGGCAACCUCUAGAAGAAGAAGAAAGUAAUUUAAUUGAGCAAGAACAUCUCACCUGUUUUAGAGGUCAGCAGAUGCAGGAAAAUUUUGAUAUUGAAGUGUCAAAACCCAUAGAUGGAAAAGAUGGCAGUGGGAUCAGCUAUUCUGUUGUCUACCACCUCCCUCCCUUCUCCCUCCCUUCUCUGUUCAAAUGGAGAGGAUAUAAGGAGAAUACAGAUGCAGCAGGUCUUAAGCGAAAGCGUUCCCAAGCUAUUCAUAGUUUCAAGCUGAGUCGAAAUCAUGUGGAUUGGCACAGUGUGGAUGAAGUUUAUCUUUAUAGUGAUGCAACAACAUCUAAAAUUGCAAGAACAGUUACCCAAAAACUAGGAUUUUCUAAAGCAUCAAGUAGUGGGACCAGACUUCAUAGAGGUUAUGUAGAAGAAGCCACAUUAGAAGACAAGCCAUCACAGACCACCCAUAUUGUAUUUGUUGUGCAUGGUAUUGGGCAGAAAAUGGACCAAGGAAGAAUUAUCAAAAAUACAGCCAUGAUGAGAGAGGCUGCAAGAAAAAUGGAAGAAAGGCAUUUUUCCAAUCAUGCAACACAUGUUGAAUUUCUGCCUGUUGAGUGGAGGUCAAAACUUACUCUAGAUGGAGAUACUGUUGAUUCCAUUACUCCUGACAAAGUUCGAGGCUUAAGGGAUAUGUUGAACAGCAGUGCAAUGGACAUAAUGUAUUAUACAAGUCCACUUUAUCGGGAUGAACUAGUUAAAGGCCUUCAGCAAGAGCUGAAUCGAUUAUAUUCCCUUUUCUGUUCUCGGAAUCCAGACUUUGAGGAAAAGGGGGGUAAAGUGUCAAUAGUGUCACAUUCCUUGGGAUGUGUAAUUACUUAUGAUAUAAUGACUGGCUGGAAUCCAGUUCGACUCUAUGAACAGUUACUGCAGAAGGAAGAAGAAUUGCCUGAUGAACGAUGGAUGAGCUAUGAAGAAAGACAUCUUCUUGAUGAACUCUAUAUAACGAAACGACGGCUGAAAGAAAUAGAAGAACGGCUACAUGGAUUAAAGGCUUCAUCUAUGUCACAAACACCUGCCUUAAAAUUUAAGGUGGAGAAUUUCUUCUGCAUGGGAUCCCCACUAGCAGUUUUUUUGGCAUUGCGUGGUAUCCGCCCAGGAAACUCUGGAAGUCAAGACCAUAUUUUGCCUAGACAGAUUUGUAACCGGUUACUAAAUAUUUUUCAUCCAACAGAUCCAGUGGCUUAUAGAUUAGAACCAUUGAUACUGAAACACUACAGCAACAUUUCACCUGUUCAGAUCCACUGGUAUAAUACUUCAAAUCCUCUACCUUAUGAGCAUAUGAAGCCAAGCUUUCUCCAUCCAGCAAAAGAACCUACCUCAAUUUCAGAGAAUGAAGGCAUUUCAACAAUACCAAGCCCUGUGACCUCACCAGUUUUAUCCCGCCGACACUAUGGGGAAUCUAUAACAAAUAUAGGCAAAGCAAGCAUACUAGGGGCUGCUAGCAUUGGAAAGGGACUUGGAGGAAUGCUGUUCUCAAGAUUUGGACGUUCAUCUGCUCCACAGCCAUCGGAGACAUCAAAAGACACUAUAGAAGAAGAGAAGAAGCCAGUUCCCUCGCCUCCUACUACCACUGUGGCAACACAGACUCUUCCACAUAGCACUUCUGGCUUUCUUGAUUCUGCAUAUUUCAGACUUCAGGAAUCGUUAUUUAAUCUCCCACAACUUCUUUUUCCGGGAAAUGUAAUGCAGAAUAAAGAUAAUGCCCUCGUGGAAUUGGAUCACAGAAUUGAUUUUGAACUCAGAGAAGGCCUUGUGGAGAGCCGCUAUUGGUCCGCUGUCACAUCGCAUACUGCCUAUUGGUCAUCUUUGGAUGUUGCCCUCUUUCUCUUAACCUUUAUGUACAAACAUGAGCACGAUGAUAAUGCAAAGGCCAAUUUAGAUCCAAUCUGAACUCUUGAAGGACAUUGUUGGCCCAAAACUGAUUUUUUUCCUGUUAAAAUAUGAGUGUCAAGAUAUGGAGAUUUCAGGUUUAAGUAUGUUUCAGUUUUGUUUAGGGCAGAAAAUAAUUUUAAAGCACUUUAUUUAAAAAAGAAAAAACAUUUCUCAGUCCAAAAGAAGUUAUUUUCAAUUUUCAUCAUUUUGAUUAUGAAUCUGACAGAACUCCCUGCAGAGAAUCAAGCAUGACCUGGAAUUGAGGAAGGUUUGGAUAAAUGUCAGGUUAUAAAUCACAAUCUAAUUUCUCCCAAAUAUAAAGGUAUAUUAUUGGGCUGAAUCUAAUGUAGUAAACAAAUAUGUUAUAACUCUAAAAUGGUCAGGAUAUCCAGCAUAUCCCUGUGUAAAAUUCCUAAGGUGGUAUCAUCAUGAUGUCUAUGAAAGAUUCCAUUUCCACAGUUCUUUGAAAGAAGAGCAUAAAAGAUUUAAAGUGUGUUGAAAUUAACUUGUUUAGAAAACUAAUGCUAAAACAAAAAUAUUUGAACUAUUUUUAAUUUAUUUCCUCUAAUUACUUUAUUUCAAUGUGUGAAAUAUUACAUUCUUUAAAAUAUUUUUCUUUGAACAAUUUAAGAACCACAUUUAUUUUCUCUAGUGUUUUUUUCCCAGAAAUCCAUCUUUGUACUCUUCAGAUGAAUAUAUAGACACUGUGGCUUACUUUCAGUAUUUUUUUCCAUUAAAAAUUUAUGGUUUCACACA